AUGACACUCAUCAAAGAUCCUGCUGGCUCUCAGGGAGAGUCCAUCACUGCCAAUGGGGCCCACUACUACAGGGGAAACACUCAAGUAACCCAGCAGCCAACAUCGCUAACAGGUUCACCUGAGCUGGCCUAUAAGUACGCAGGACCACCAGCCUCUAGAUCAGGCUCCGGGACUCAUCAAACAACCUACAGUGAGAGACCAGCAAAGACUCAUACUGAAUCAUCGACGAACCAUUACUAUCAUAACGAUGAGGACUCGCUCUCCAGUGAUGACAGGUCGGAGAUACCUAUCCAUGGAGAAACCCCCGGCAUAUCGCAUGAUUCUCCAAAACAAUCGGUAAACGGAAGCGAGAAUCGAACCGUGGCUAUCAAAAAUGUCCCUGACAGAGCUACUCACAGAGACAUCACCGCAGCUGUACGAGGAGGUGCUCUGGUGGACGUCUUCCUCCGAUCUAGGGACCACAUGGCUAGUGUCUCUUUUGCAGAUACCAAGGCGGCACAGGACUUUUAUAACUAUGCCAAACGAUGCAAUCUAUGCAUCCUCGAUAGACCGGUUGAUGUAUCCUGGGCUGAGCGCCAGUACUCACUGUCAUCAUAUCUUGCAUCUCAAAUGACCAACGGAGCCUCCCGCAACCUCAUCAUUCGCGGAGUGCAUCCAAACGUCACCGAGGCCAUGAUCCGCGAGGACAUGAAGCAUAUUCAUAACCUCAUCAUCGUCAGCCUCUCAUUCAACCACGGAAACGUCUAUAUUUCCACCAACUCCGUUCAAAAGGCCACUUUCGCCCAUAACUGCAUGAUGUCUCGCAUGCCAUACCGUAUCAUGAGGAUCGAAUACUACCAUGACGAAUGUGCCGAUCCUCUUCCCAGAAUCAAAGAAGUUCACACCAGGGGCCCAUCACGCCCAACAGCUAAACCAUUGAACCCCAUGGCCAAUCGAUUCCAGAUGCUCCAUCUCGACGACUCUGAAGAGGAAUCAGAUAACCAGGACGAAAUGGAAAGCAAUGGGCCUCUGGGAGAUAAAAUCAGCUGGCGAAACAACACCAUUGCCGUCUAG
Messenger RNA from Trichophyton verrucosum HKI 0517, 1053 nucleotides. RefSeq lists its product as uncharacterized. The record is from RefSeq and is a predicted model, not a curated record. Gene Ontology annotation, molecular function: nucleic acid binding. Lineage: Eukaryota; Fungi; Ascomycota; Eurotiomycetes; Onygenales; Arthrodermataceae. The transcript has 3 exons. Bases 1 to 1053 code for a protein of 350 amino acids.